UACGGCUAAUUUGGACAUGAUAAGCCUCCGCCGCUCCUGCGGGACCUCAGCACGACCCGCUGCCUGCGCGCACAGACCCGCACAGCCACGCAUCACACCCGGAUCCGCCUCAGCGGGACCGGACCGGACCGGACCGGGACUUUACAACAUGAAGUCAGUGCGCGAGCCGCGUCGCACCGUCACACCCCGUCCGCGUCCGUCCCGCUGCGCGCGCGCUGACAGCUCCGCGUAAAGACGCACAGGAGGCGGCGCAGCCCGGCAGAGAGUGGAGGAGCCUGGAAGAGUCCGGUAGAGUCCAGAAGCGUCCAGUAGAGUCUGGAAGUCCAGUAGAUUAAACUUUAUCAUCUCCCUCAGGAGAAAUUUGUCGUGGUGCUCAAAAGAACUCAGUUCAUGUAGCGGCUCACAGUUCAGAGUCCAGAGGAGACCUGCAGAGACCAUCAGGGCCUGGGUGAGUCUGGCAGAGUCCGGUAGGGUCUGGCAGUGUAGGCUACAGUCGAGUCCAUCAGAGUUCAGCAGAGUCCUGUAGAGUCUGGUAGAAUACAGUAAGGUCUAGUAGAUUAGAUUAGAUUUGACUUCAUUGUCCCCCUCAGGAGAAAUUCGUCUGAGAACUCACUUCAUGCCGCAGCACACAGUUUAGAGUCCAGGAGAGUCCGGUAGGGUCCUCUAUAGAUCGUUAGGGUCCUGCAGAGUCCAGCAGAGUCCGCCUGAGCCAUGGCCCUGCAGGAUGGUGGGCAGAGUCCGGUCCGGCUGGUGGCCUGACCCCGGGCCUACAUGACUCCGCCCCCCCGGGACGCCGGGACAGGGAGGGACAGCUGACAUGCCGGACAACCUGACGGCGUCCGGCGGCGUGGAGGGCGGGGCCUCCGCGCACAACGUGCCGGCCCUGGUGCUGGGCGUGCUGCUGAUCGUGGUGAUCAUCUGCGGGAACCUGCUGGUCUGCCUCAGCGUCUACACCGAGAAGGCCCUGAAGACCACCACCAACUACUUCAUCGUCAGCCUGGCCGUGGCAGACCUCAUGCUCGCCGUGCUCGUGCUGCCGCUCUUCGUCUACUCCGAGUUCCAGGGCGGCGUGUGGACGCUGAACAUGACGGUGUGUGACGGACUGAUGACGAUGGACGUGAUGCUCUGCACCGCCUCCAUCUUCAACCUCUGCGCUAUCAGCAUCGACAGGUUCAUCGCCGUGUUGAUCCCUCUCAACUACAACAGGAAGCACGUGGACCAGCGGCAGGUGGUGCUGCUGUCGGCCACCUGGGUCCUGGCCUUGGCCGUGGCCUCGCCCGUCAUGUUCGGCAUCAACGACGUGCCGGGCCGCGACCCCGGCGAGUGCAAGCUGGAGAACGGCGACUACGUGCUGUACUCGUCCGUGUGCUCCUUCUUCAUCCCCUGUCCCAUCAUGCUGCUGCUGUACUGCGGGAUGUUCCGCGGCCUGCGCCGCUGGGAGGAGAACCGAAAGGCCAAGCUGAAGAACAGCAUCCAGGCCUGCCGCAAGCUGCAGGAGGCCGCCGCCGCACUGCCGCCGCUCGCCUCGCUGCCGCCGCCGCUGCCGCCCAUCAUCGAGCAGGAGCUGACGGACAACGCGGAGGAGGAGGAGCCGCCCCGGCCCUUCACCCCGCCCCAGUUUAAACGCGGCCCCGUGGCCGCCGUGGCCUACGCCGAGAUCAAGUUCACCUCAGACCCUCACAAGAAGAAGAGAGCCAAGAUCAACAGCCGGGAGCGGAAGGCCAUGCGGGUCCUGCCCGUGGUCGUGGGUGCCUUCCUGUUCUGCUGGACUCCGUUCUUCGUGGUGCACACGCUGCGGGCGCGCUGCCAGAGCUGCCACGUGCCGCCCAGCCUGAUGAGCGUGGUCACGUGGCUCGGCUACGUCAACAGCGCCCUCAACCCCGUCAUCUACACCGUCUUCAACACCGAGUUCAGGAAGUUCUUCAAGAAGUUCCUCCCCAGCUGCUGCUAGGCUCCGCCCCCGCCUCCUCGCCAGCUGUGAUUGGCUCACUGAGACGGAAACAUUUGCUGACGAAGCUCGUUAGUUUUCAGAUGAAACACUUCAUCAGACCGGCGCCCGCCGCAGCGCGGGGCGGUCAGCACGUGACCCACAGCCGGAUCAUGGGACACAACUGACCUGGGUCAGGGGUCAGGGGUCAGGGGUCAGAGGUGGGGCCGUCUGCUGCGUCCAGCAGGAAACCUCCAGCUGUCCAGAAACAGGAUGUGAUGUCACUUCCUGUCCCUCUGCAGGUUUGAUCUGUUUUUGUUCCUGGAAACACAUAAACAUUUCAUCAGGCCCCUCCCCCCUGACCUGCUGCUAACGAGCUGCUAACGAGCUGCUAACGAGCUGCUGGGGAGCGGCUCGUUAGCCCUGCAGGGUGAAGGCCUCUGGUUUCCAGCAGAGGGCCGUGAGCGCCCCCUACCUUCAUGAACAUGAUAACAGUCCUUAGUGUUCUAUGGUUUAAAAAUAAGAAUAAGAAUAAUGAUGAUGAUCAAAAAUGUAAAAAGCAGGAAUAAAGAACUGGUUCAAAAAGA
Messenger RNA from Myripristis murdjan (pinecone soldierfish), 2514 nucleotides. Its product is annotated as D(4) dopamine receptor-like. Gene Ontology annotation, cellular component: plasma membrane. Gene Ontology annotation, molecular function: dopamine neurotransmitter receptor activity, coupled via Gi/Go; G protein-coupled receptor activity. Bases 818 to 1951 code for a protein of 377 amino acids. NCBI's taxonomy places the organism in Eukaryota, Metazoa, Chordata, Actinopteri, Holocentriformes, Holocentridae. Gene Ontology annotation, biological process: negative regulation of voltage-gated calcium channel activity; regulation of potassium ion transport; regulation of dopamine secretion. The record is from RefSeq and is a predicted model, not a curated record. The transcript is spliced from 4 exons.